AUGAUGCGUACUUCCAGACAACUCGCCGGGCUUGCCAGCCGCGGCUCGGCGCUGCGACUUGGGCAGGUGCAAAGACAUUUCAGCACAUCCGGCGCUCUUCGACGGGAAAUCCAGGACGCAUAUAUUCUCGGUGCUGCUAGAACACCAACUGCAAAGUUCAAUGGCCCCUUCACCACGGUACCAGCACCGAAACUUGGUGCAGAGGCCAUCAAGGCAGCUAUCAGCAAAUCCAAAGUUCCCGUCGAGAAGAUCACCGAUGUCUACAUGGGUAAUGUGCUCCAGGGCUCAGUCGGCCAAGCUCCUGCCCGCCAGGCGUCUAUCUUCGCCGGCCUUCCCACGACUGUUGAAGCGGUCACAAUCAAUAAGGUGUGCGCCUCAGGCAUGAAGGCGGUCGUGAUGGCAGCACAGAACAUCCAGCUCGGCCUUGCUGAGGCUCAGGUUGCCGGUGGAAUGGAGAACAUGUCCCGCGUGCCUUACUACCUGCCCCGCGCCAGCCAGCAGGCCCCCUUUGGAGACACCAAGCUAGAGGACGGGUUGGUAAAAGAUGGACUGUGGGACGUCUACAACCAAUUCCACAUGGGUGUUUGUGCUGAAAACACGGCCAAGAAGCACAAUAUCAGCAGGGAGGAACAGGACGCUUAUGCUAUCCAGUCCUACGAGCGUGCCCAGGCCGCGUGGAAGGAGAAUAAGUUUGACGAUGAGAUCACGCCGGUCACCGUCAAGACAAAGAAGGGAGAAGUCGUUAUCUCCCGUGAUGAAGGUUUCGAGGACCUACGUGCGGAUAAGAUCCGCAGCCUGAAGCCUGCCUUUGUCCGUGAUGGAACUGGAACUAUCACUGCCGGAAACGCCUCAACCUUCAACGACGGUGCAUCUGCUCUCGUCAUCACGAACGAAGCACUUGCCCGCGAGUACGGAUCUGGUAAUCGUGUGCUUGCCCGUAUUGUUUCUCACGCAGAUGCUGCUAUUGACCCAGUCGACUUCCCCGUUGCCCCCGCAAAGGCCGUGCCGAUUGCCCUAGAGCGGGCUGGUCUUACAAAGGACCAAAUCUCCGUCUGGGAGUUCAACGAGGCCUUUGCUGCCGUCAUCAAGGCUAAUGAGAAGAUCCUCGGCCUUGAGAACGCCUGUGUCAACCCUGUCGGAGGUGCCAUCUCCAUCGGCCACGCCCUUGGAAGCUCUGGCUCGCGGAUCCUGACCACCCUUCUCCACCAGCUGCAGCCGGGCCAGUAUGGCCUCGCAGCUAUUUGCAACGGAGGCGGUGCCGCUACGGCCGUCGUUGUCCAGAGACUAGAGAAGGUUGAGUAA
Molecule: messenger RNA, 1302 nt
Organism: Nannizzia gypsea CBS 118893
Lineage: Eukaryota; Fungi; Ascomycota; Eurotiomycetes; Onygenales; Arthrodermataceae
Product: acetyl-CoA acetyltransferase
Exons: 3
Coding region: 1-1302 (433 amino acids)
Biological process (GO): fatty acid beta-oxidation
Molecular function (GO): acetyl-CoA C-acetyltransferase activity
Source: RefSeq, a predicted model, not a curated record